This is a messenger RNA of Fundulus heteroclitus (mummichog), 3469 nucleotides long. RefSeq names its product N-alpha-acetyltransferase 40, NatD catalytic subunit (gene naa40). Bases 408 to 1127 code for a protein of 239 amino acids. Gene Ontology annotation, cellular component: nucleus. The transcript has 8 exons. The record is from RefSeq and is a predicted model, not a curated record. Gene Ontology annotation, molecular function: histone H4 acetyltransferase activity; protein N-terminal-serine acetyltransferase activity; histone H2A acetyltransferase activity. Lineage: Eukaryota; Metazoa; Chordata; Actinopteri; Cyprinodontiformes; Fundulidae.
GCGGCGCGCCAGAGAGACAAGGGGGGGAAAGAAAGAGAGAAAGAAAGAAAGCGAAGGAGGCGGGGGGGCCAGAAGAAGGGGGCCCUAAUGAAUUCAACCUUUGCCGUGUUGGCGCCAACACGACCGCUUGCUUAGAAAAUAAAAGCUUUUUCCUGAUAUUUUGGUCGGGUUUUGGUGACCGGCCGUUGCUUUUCUCUCAAACCUCCAUCGCUCGGCGUCGUUUCUAGCUAGCUUCGUUAGCACGUUAUCUAUCAGUGUCACAUUAACCUGCUCCCCCCUCUUUUUUUCUUUUUCUUUUUUUUUUUUUAAUUUUUCCUCCGGUCGGAGUCACGGUACUAAUAAUAAACCGAGCAGCACCGGGACAAUAGAGGAGUAUUUCACUGGCAGAGAGCGACAAGACAAAAAAAAUGGGGAGGAAAUCCAACAAAGCGAAGGAGAAGAAGGCCCGGCGUCUGGAGGAGAGGGCAGCGAUGGACGCUGUGUGUGCAAAGGUGGACGCAGCCAAUAAGCUUGACGACCCUCUGGCUGCCUUCCCCGCCUUCAAAAAGUACGACAGAAAUGGGUUGAACCUGCAGAUAGAGUGCAAGAGAGUGACCUCCCUCAACCCGCUGGCCGUGGAGUGGGCCUUCGAACUCACCAGAGCCAACAUGCAGACACUAUACGAGCAGAGCGAGUGGGGGUGGAAGGAGAGGGAAAAGCGAGAGGAGAUGAACGACGAGAGGGCGUGGUACCUGCUGGCCCGCGACGCCGACUCCACCCCCCUGGCCUUCUCCCACUUCCGGUUUGACGUGGAGUGCGGGGAGGAGGUUUUAUACUGCUACGAGGUGCAGCUGGAGAGCAAAGUGAGGAGGAAAGGACUCGGCAAGUUUCUCAUCCAGAUCCUGCAGCUCAUCGCUAACAGCACACAGAUGAAGAAAGUGAUGUUGACGGUCUUCAAACACAACCACGGAGCUUACCAGUUCUUCAGAGAAGCUCUACAGUUCGAGAUCGACGAGACCUCGCCGAGCAUGUCGGGCUGCUGCGGCGACGACUGCUCCUACGAGAUCCUCAGCAGGCGGACCAAACACGGCGAGGCCUCGGCGGGCCACACCCACGGCGGCGGCCACUGUGGCGGCUGCUGCCACUAAUCCCUCCACCCCCCACCCCCACCCCACCCCGCUCUCGGUUAAAAGCCGGCAACUUUCAGAAGCUGUGUGUGUGGAAAUGACGGAGCGUUUUUGGGCUUGAACGGCCUCGGAGAGCCGCGGGAAACGAUUUCCUGGCUCGAGGUGCUUUCUUUCUUUUUUUUUUUUUUUUCAGGAUUGUGUUUUGUGCGUGUUUUGUUCAGUGCUGCAACGACAUCAAGCAGCUUUUUCCCCUUCUCCAACUUAUUGACCUGCACCCAGUUUCUCCACCUCCAUCCACUCGUUCCUCUUAGUUCUUCUCAGUCAGACGUCAAGGCGACUCCUCCGUCUCCUCGUCGUGCCGCGGAGUGACGACAUACUUUCAUUCCUGAACUGUGGCUCAAGACCCAUUACUGGUGCUGGUGUCUGAAGAGCUCUUUUUUUAAAUAAAGCUGUAGUCAGCUGUAAAGCUUUAAAUCAUGCCCUGACUCACGACGGUAGGCGUAGAAUCUGAACGAGGGUAGGAUUGGACCGGUUUCAGCUUCUAGAUUUUUCUCUUUGCGUUAUGGACACAAGUCACAGGAUUGCUUUCAUCAGUGUCUUUAGUUAUGGACCUGGAAAAAAAAACAACCAGAUCAUUCCCUGUUUUUAUAGUCGCAUAGAAGCUGCUUUAGCCCUUUAUUUUUUUUUUCUUGUAGUGCCGUUUUUAAUCCAGAAAGUAGCUUUGCUAGUUCCUUUCCUCUCUUUUAAUGCUUUCCGAUACUCGUCCACUGAAGCCAAGCGGUCGCGCUCUUCUCUUUAGUCACCCAAGAAGAAGACCUCAGUCCCGCUCGCCUCGUUUCUCAGAGGUCCAGAUAUCAGUGUUGGCGCCACACGCACUCACCGUGAGCACGAGAUGUUUUUUUGCGUUCUUUUUGCCAGGGUGGAUCGAUUAUACAACGUUAAACCGCGAUGGCUUUUAAGAACAAGAAAGGGGUGCAGGGCGUGACGGCUAAUCCGCCCAGAGAGCAACUUUAACUAGAUACUCGCCUACAAUCUGCGCCUCAGUCGCCUGCUUUGUUUAGGGAAUUAGCGAAGCUCCUGGGAUGAUAACUCUGGUUGUUUUUCUACAGCUGCUCAUGUUAUCAGAACUAGUGGGUAGUUUAAAUCCUAAGUAAUUAGGGAUGACUUGAAACAUUUCAGCAGGUUUGAGGACUGUUGUCUUUCCAGAAGCUUUAUGCUGGUGCUGCUUUAACCCCGCCUACCCAGGUUUAGUCGCGUGUUUCUGGUCAUUGUUGUGUUGGAACACCUUCUUUUUCCCCUGAGUUUGCACCAUCUAGCUGUUGGUUUGGGUUUAAGUAAAAAAAAAAAAAAAAAAGUAGAUUGUCCUCCUUUAUUGUUCCAUCUAUUGUUCCAUGUUUGGCAAAUAGCCCUUAUCCCAGGAUUACACCAGGAGCUCGCUGGCGGCUAGACGAAGCGUGUGGUCGAGGUGCAGCUUGCUGCAGGGUGGCGUCUAACCAAUGCGUAUUAAACGUGCACGUAAAUAGUUAGUCAGUAUUUAUAAAUUUAAACUUGUGCAUCAAAUACUUGAAAAUCAUUUGCUGUAUAAUCAAUCCACCCUGGAAGAAAGUAACUGCUGAAAUAAAUCACUAAAGAGGCCACGAUUAACGUGACGUUUAUAUUCACGAUGAGUGAAUGCUGAGCUGAUCUAUUGCUACCUUUAAAAAAAAAAAAAAACUCCCCUUAUGUUUUUUUUUUUUUUUUUUUUUUUUGAGCAAAUCAUAUUGAUUUUACCAAUAUCACCUUCAGAAGAUUAAUAACGGUUUUGUACAUGAAAGCUAAGCGUCAUUCCUUCUCUGUACCUCAGUGUUACAUUUUUUUUUUCAAGGUAUUAGUUUUCUUGCAUGAAAAGAAAGGAAAAUUUAAGUAAAAUUUAAAUAAAAUGUGGGUCUGACAACAGCUCAGAUUUUUGUUUUGCAAUGUUUUUUAUUAACCAGCAGAAAUAUGCCAAACCUGCAGCUGCAUGAAAUUUUAAAGUUAAUUUAGCCGUGCAGUAAACGUCAAGCAAAGUUAUUCUGCACAUCUGCGUAAUAUUGUCGCUGCAUAAAUUUGUUUUAGGGUAUUUUAUUUUUGCUUUUCCCCCCUACGGUAGCUCUUUAGUUUUACGUCUAGUCCUACAUUUGCGUGCACCAGGGGUUGAAUAAAGGAAAUGAGGAUUUCUCCCUCCAGCAUCACAAUAAGGGCCUUAAGUUGGUACGUUUUAAGUGUUUUUUUUCGCUGUUUGUUUCAAGAGGCUCCAUCAAGUUUUGGUUUUGACGGCUGUUGUAAAAAUGUGAACCUGGAGGCUGAAAUGUGAAACAGGUCAGAGACGAUAUCGUAAAAAAAAA